Molecule: messenger RNA, 1718 nt
Organism: Somion occarium
Lineage: Eukaryota; Fungi; Basidiomycota; Agaricomycetes; Polyporales; Cerrenaceae
Source: the annotation of a GenBank genome assembly
GGGAAAGAGGAGGAGAUGGUGGUCAAGAAAAGAAAGUGAUCACCACGUGUUUGGGCUGAGCCGUAGUGAUCUGCGAGGCUUUCUCUCUCUUUCUGCUACAAACCGCCCGCUUUCGAUACACACACGCAUACGCCAGAUCUUUUGCAGACAGGCAGUUCAAGUUUAUCUUAGCGUGUUUCAAGUUAAAUGUAUCGGUCAUGACAACGUCCCCUCCGCUCUUCGUUGUACCCCCUCCCUCCGGUUUGGAACUCAAAAGUUCACCCGCUGAACCACCGGCUCCUUACACCCCCAAUUCUGCGUCCACAUCCUCACUACACAAGCCAACUGAGAUACCAGAGUUGCCAUUGCCUCCGGAGAAGCCUGUCGCGGAAAUGAAACCAGUCGAUAGAGAAGGUAGUGAGCCAGAGGAGCCUGCAGGUGUUCCUGAAGUAACAGGAGAGUCUGAAGUCGCAAACAAGGGUAACGCCUCAACGGAGAUGAUUAUCGCAGCCCCGACCGCCCUCCUGCCAAGUCCUCCGCUGACCGAGGUUGAGGAGCAAGAAGAUGACAAGGAAAAUGUCCCUUCAGAACAUCGAGAGCGCACCUCACUUCGUCAUUUAGCGGAAGAAGACAUUACAAAUUGGCAGUCGUCUGUGGAUGGAAGUUACCACGAAGACGAUCUGGGCUACUCGACCAACGAGGCCACCCCUAUCGAUGGCGGAGGAGGGCCGCUGGGUACGAGCAUGCAGCAAGGUGGUGUAUCGCAAGAUAGACUAUCCGUACCUUCUGCGCGGCACGAGCCAGAACACCCACUGAGUUUGAACACGCAACCUCCUUCUCCACCUCCAUGGGAGAUCAUCGAACCACCCGCGACCAACAACAGGCAUCUCUCUCCUGUUGGUGAAUCCUUUCCAGAAACUGGAAGGAAUAUGCCGAAAUCAAUAUCGUCACGGCCUUUGAUACCUCAUUCUUCCUACUACUUUGGACCACCGCCGAUUGACUCCGCUUUUGGUACGAAUCCGAUAGGCCAUCUUGGUGUACAUCACCCUCGAGAGAUCAUCCGAAUAGAACGAGACUAUUCGGGAGGAGAGCUUGUUCAAUUCGCUCCCAUAUACCCACUGGAGUUGGAAGGUCGAAUAACGCCAACACAGUUCCUGGAGACCAUCAACGCGAUGAACGAGGUUCUCAUUUCGGCACACAGCUUGAAGCAUUCACUCGUGGAGAAUGUGUUAUCUUUUUUCACCCUUCAACUCUCUCGGGUGAUUGUCACUUCGCAUUAUCAGAAGGAGAUGCGACGGCUUCAUAGUGUUAUUGAUGAUUUCAACAGGCGGUUAUACAAUCCAGUUGGUCUCAAUAUUUUGUGGCCACAAAAGGUUGCUUUUAUGUUUCUCGAAAUAGAGUAUUAUUGAUAUCUUCAUUGUCUAUACCUAUCAUUAUCUCAUACCCAUUAUUUCUUCUAUUCCCACCCACUCGUUGGCGUACACACUUAGCACUACCACCGACCGGUUACCACGUUCUUUUCCAUUCCCCAUCUUAUGUCUUCACAUUAUGUCGGUUCCCGAACACGCGCAUUUCCCAUUGACACGACGCAUUUGUAUUUAGCGAAUCUAUCAAGGUACCUGGCUACUUAUUGUCUCAUAUUCUUCGUCCGUUAUACAUAUGUAUUGUAUUUUAUCUAGUCAUAUAGUCAAAUGGAUGGUUCAUUAGGUUUCUGGAAGUUCAUGCCUCCUUCGAAUUAA